AUGCAGGCAGAUGGUAUCCCACCUAAACUUCUCAAUCUUAUCACAGCUUAUUACUGCUCAACAAGAUCCCGCGUAUGCGUGUAUGGUGAAGUAUCGGAGCCCUUCGAAAUAGGGUCUGGCGUUCGGCAAGGAUGUGUUCUUUCGCCAACUCUUUCCAAUUACUCCAUCGACUGGAUCACCACAAAUGCAUUAAGGGCGUUCCCCGGUAUCACUGUAGGUCACAACUUUUCCGUCAAGGAUCUAGACUACGCAGAUGACAUUGCGAUACUUGGCGAAACAUUUACUGACUUCCAGUUUGCUAUCAAUGAGCUCCAGCGUAUUGCAUCGCAGAUUGAUAUGAAAGUCAAUGCUUCGAAGACCAAAAUCCUCACAGCUGGCUUUGCCCCACCAGACAAAACACCCAUUGUCCUCAGUGGUGAUAUUCUUGAAGAGGUUGAAAGUUUCAAAUACCUUGGCGCCAUCAUUACAGCUACAGGUCAAGGUGAGGCUGACAUUAAAACACGAAUCGACCUCGCUCGCCAAGCCUUCAACCGACUCAGUGCACGACUCUGGUCAAGAUCUGAGAUCCGACGCACCACCAAAGUGGAAUUCAUUAUACAACAACUGCAGGAGAAGCUGACGGAAGAUCUGAACAUGGGAAAGUUGGAUUCGGUGAGAAAGAUGAGAAUCAGAUUUACCACCACGAAGCUGGAUCUGAAUCAGAACCUUCAGAACAACUCAUUGAAGCGGCACAAGGGAGGAAUAAAUUCUGACAGGCAAGAUCAGGUACAAUGGCUUGACGAAUUCAAAGAAACUCCCGAACAAGCUCAGACUCUCCGUUUUAUUGCCGGUUUUAUUGUGGACACUUCUCGAAAUAUGACAGCAAAUAGAUGUAGCAGUGUU
Octopus sinensis (East Asian common octopus) is the source of this 882-nucleotide messenger RNA. RefSeq lists its product as uncharacterized. The record is from RefSeq and is a predicted model, not a curated record. The annotation marks the transcript as partial. The transcript has 3 exons. NCBI's taxonomy places the organism in Eukaryota, Metazoa, Mollusca, Cephalopoda, Octopoda, Octopodidae.